This is a messenger RNA of Paracoccidioides brasiliensis Pb18, 993 nucleotides long. RefSeq lists its product as uncharacterized. Bases 1 to 993 code for a protein of 330 amino acids. The transcript has 3 exons. The record is from RefSeq and is a predicted model, not a curated record.
AUGUUCGACCUCCCAGACGCAAAGCGCGUACGUCGCGAGGAUCUACGGGACCGUCACUCAUCAUCCCGCUCCCCUUCUCCAGUCGAACGCAUCACUGCCACAUAUGCAGCAAACACUCUACGAGACAUAUUCUCAUCAAUAGAAACAUAUACUCCGCCUGACUUGAAAGAAUCGCGUCCCGCUGUUGAUUUGGAACAUAUCCAAGAUGAAGAGGAGGAACAGGAAUUCGAGUUUAGGCUUUUUCAUUCAGCAGCACUGCCUGCUAGAAAGGGCUCGACAGACCAGAAGCCAGGGGAUGGGGGGAAAAUUGCCAAUAGACCAGUUGAUGGUGUACAUAUGAGUCCUAAAGAGCACAAUGAAGCAGCAGACGCUGGUAUUCAAAGGUUUCGUAUCAGGCUACGAUCUCCAACACCUGCCGCGAGGGAUGAGAAGGGAGAGUUUGUGAUUCCGUUUCGGGGCUGGGAAUAUUACUUUUCAAACCCAGAAUGGAUUAAACGGAAAUCGGCGGUAAAGCAGGGAGAAGGGCAGAGGUUUGAGUUGGAUACGCCAGGGAGGGAGCGAUUCAUCGAUGCGGCAGUUAGUGGGAAAUCAAUAAUUGAACACUCGAAGAAUGGUCCAUGGCCCGGUUGCCAUCUUCCCUGGCGAGUCAUCCACCUAAAGACUAUUGCUCCAUCCAGAAAGAAGGAUAAAGGGCUCUCUGACCCUGCACAAGCGGCGAAUGCUACAUUGAUAAACAUGUCGUCCGCUGUAGAAAAGGUGCCCAAGUCUAAAAAAAAACCUGGCAAAAGGCGGCGAAUAGCCAUUCGACGGCGUCUAGCCACUGCCAAGAUAGCGGAAGAAGCGGACAGGGAAAAGCGGGCAAGGAGGAACCGGGAGAAGAAGAUUAAAAGGAGACAGAAAGAGAAGGAGAAGAAGGCUGCUCUUCGUGAGGCGGCUGGGGGUCAAGAGAAAACUAAGGACGGAGAUUCGGCGGAGGUUGAUACGAGUGAUUAG